AUGUCAUUAACCGAACAAACUGACAACUUAAUAACCCAUAACCAACCCAUACCAAACCCACCAAGGACGACACAAAAUACAAACACAAGGAUGGCUUCGUAUGACUCAAUUCUGGAAAACGUAGAAAAGGUUCUACCCACAUUUCAAGGAAGACAAGAGGAAUUAAGUUCAUUCCUCCAUAGAUUACAAUUGUACGAUAAGAAGAUAACAGAAGUGAACAAACAAGAGUUCUUGGAAUACAUUGUAGAAUGCAAACUUCACCACAAUGUACGUGCUAGAGUCUCACCACUGGGUUAUCCAGACACAUUACAACAGUUGAUAGAGAAACUUACCAAAGCUUACGUUGCAAAGAAUACAGUACAACAGUUACUGCAAAGGAUCAACGAAAUGAGACAAGGUCACAAUCAAUCCGUUACAGAAUUCAGUGACAAGAUGGCCAAACUACUUUCAAGUCUUAAUAACAUCUCUUUACUUAAGAGAAAUUAUAAUAUAACUUCACCACAAGCUGAAGGCAUUCUUAUAAGCAAUGAUGAACACGCAUUGUUUGCCUAUAAGAAAGGACUUAAUGCAACCUACUCACAAACGGUACAGGCUGCACAACCUAAAUCUUUUCAAGAAGCUAGGGACUUUGCGGAAAAUUUAGUUUUUCCAGAUCAACGACAACAGGUUUUAUAUACUCAACACUACCGUGGCAAUAUGUCGCCACAACAAUACAAUCAAAGGAGAAAUUUCUCUAACCAUUUGAAUAGGAAUAAUCAAAUAAGAAACCAAUAUAAUAAUAAUAGGCAGCAUAAUAGUCAAAGAAAUCAAUAUAAUAAUCAAAGAAAUCAAUUUAAUAAUUACCAAAAUAAUAACAGUUCAAGAAACCAAUAUCAAGGAAUUCAACGUAACAACAACCAAAGGUACCAACGUAACAAUGGUCAAAGAAACCAAAACUAUCAACAUAACCAGAGAAACACCUAUAACAGGAAUAUGAACCAAAGACAUGUUCGCUUAACAUCAUCACAGGAAAACUACAUGCGACCAGAGGAAAACCAGUAG
Messenger RNA from Teleopsis dalmanni, 1041 nucleotides. Its product is annotated as GATA zinc finger domain-containing protein 4-like. NCBI's taxonomy places the organism in Eukaryota, Metazoa, Arthropoda, Insecta, Diptera, Diopsidae. The transcript has a single exon. The record is from RefSeq and is a predicted model, not a curated record. Bases 1 to 1041 code for a protein of 346 amino acids.